This is a messenger RNA of Diachasmimorpha longicaudata, 3273 nucleotides long. RefSeq names its product sodium- and chloride-dependent GABA transporter ine (gene ine). The record is from RefSeq and is a predicted model, not a curated record. NCBI's taxonomy places the organism in Eukaryota, Metazoa, Arthropoda, Insecta, Hymenoptera, Braconidae. Gene Ontology annotation, cellular component: plasma membrane. Bases 646 to 3234 code for a protein of 862 amino acids. Gene Ontology annotation, biological process: sodium ion transmembrane transport. The transcript is spliced from 11 exons.
CUGUGAAACCCGCACGGUCUCCCCCAUAAUCUCCCGGAACCGAUUAUACCCUAAAAAACCCCCCCAAAUCGAUAAUCCCAAUCGAUCGAUCCCCCAAAACCCCCUCACCCCCGUCAAUAAUCCACUAAAAAAAAUUAAAAUCGAAUCGAGUGACUCAACGACACCACCAACACAUCGAUCUGUCGAAUGUGUAGAUCGCGACGAUCGCGCCGGUGCCCCCUGCGAUCACCUGUUCGCCGUAUUUUUUUUUCUCCCAUCGAAAGACGCGAAAAGUGUUGGCGAUUGCACGUGUUUUAUCGCUCCCGAUUUUCCAAAAUGGCCAGUAAAAUUGUUCGUUCGAUCGUGUGGCCUUGAAAAAUGGAGAUGGACGACAGGGGUGAGGAUAGAUCGAUCGAGGAAAGCGAAUAAUUGAUCGGAAAAAUCGUCGGAAUCGUCGAAAUUGCUGGGAAAAUGCGCGAAUCGAUGGUCGGGAGAAAUCGGUAUGCGUGAAAAAUUCAAAUCCGUGAGUGUCAUCAACACAGCCGAUCUCUCAUGUGCGCGUCUGUACACUGAGUUAAUUGACCUACAUUGUAGCUACUCAAUUAUAAAUUAACCGAUCAAAAGGUGACAUACUCGUGUAAAUCGGUAAGACAAACACUAGUGAUAAUGGAGGGUGCGUGUGUCAUUGAAUCGAAUCGUGUGAAUGUGCCAGUGCAAUCGAUCGUUACGAAUUCUCGUGGUGGUAUGAUAAAAUCAAAAAAUGUUCGUAAAAUGAGUACAAUGACGGAGGAGGGCUCGGAGGACGUGGAAAUGGAGGAUCGGAUGAGUAAUUCGACCCUCUCGGACCCCGAUGACACCGCCAGCGAGAGAGACGAGGGGGGGAGUAGGGAGAGGGGGAGAUUAUUGAGCUCCGGAAGUCGGAAAAUUGUGGCAUCAUCGGGAAGCAACGGAGGAUUGAAGAGAUCCAGUUGCAGCAGCGAGAGCGUUCGGGAGAAAUCGGUUAAACCAUCGUCGUCGGCUGGAUGUGGUGGUAACGCAGAUUGUCAUGAUUCAACCCCAAAAUUUUAUCGGGAUUACGGUAAUAACGGGGGACGAUUGAGCCGGGGAAUGGAAUUGUCCGGUGGUAGGUACAAGUACUCCAGCAUGAGAUCCCUCAAGUCAAGCGCUGGUGGCGAUGAACAUCAUCUUCAUCUGCAGAGUGUUUAUCAACCACCUGGUGGGGGAUGGGCGUCUAUUGUGUUUCCGGAUGCAACGGGACACACACGAAACACCAACGGAUUUCCGGAUUCUGUGUCCAUUCGAUCACUUGCGUCGAUUGGUAUGGGGUCCUCCGACGGUCGGAAACUUACCAUUCGGAGGGUACCCACUUCCCCCUCGGAGUUACUGAAUAUGGUUCAUCCACCGACGCCAGUCGAUGACAUGUCAACGUGUGACAGUUACGACGAUGGUAUCGAGGAGGAUUCGCGAGAUUAUCGACAACCGAAGAGGCCCCACUGGGCGAAUAAAGUUCAAUUCGUCCUCGCUUGCAUCGGCUACUCUGUGGGCCUCGGAAAUGUCUGGAGAUUUCCGUAUCUGUGUUACAAGAGUGGAGGAGGAGUAUUUUUGGUCCCAUAUUUUUUGAUCCUCAUAGUCUGCGGAGUCCCACUGCUGUACAUGGAGCUAGCAAUUGGACAAUUCACCCGACGAGGUCCAAUCGGUGCUCUCGGACAAAUAUGUCCGCUGUUCAAAGGUGCGGGCUUGUCCUCGGUGGUGAUAUCAUUCCUGAUGUCAACAUACCACAAUGUGAUAAUAGCCUAUGCUAUAUAUUAUUUUUUCACGGCAUUCAAGGCCGAUCCACCUUGGUCAGGUUGCAAUAACUCCUGGAACACACCCGCCUGCUGGACCCUCGACUCAACGCACGAUCGAACGAGGUUGAACACAUCGAGAACACCGUCCGAGGAAUUUUUCGACAACAAAGUCCUGCAGAUAAGCUCCGGAAUAGAGGAGCCAGGAAUCCUCCGAUGGGAGAUAGUGGCAUGUCUGGUAGCUGCGUGGGUGUUGGUGUACUUUUCCAUCUGGAAAUCGAUAAAAUCAUCAGCCCAAGUGAGGUACCUGACGGCGACGUUGCCCUUCCUCCUGAUCUUCGUCUUCCUGACGCGCUCCCUGACCCUCGAGGGCGCCGAAAAGGGUUUGCAGUUUUUCUUUCGCCCCAGGUGGCACCUCCUCGCCGACGCCAAGGUUUGGGUCAACGCAGCUGCGCAAAUAUUUAACUCAGUGGGAAUAGCGUUUGGUUCGAUGAUAUGUUUCGCUAGUUACAACAAAUUUCAUAACAAUAUCCUCGUUGAUACAGUAGCUGUGUCCCUGAUAAACGCAUUCACAAGCCUUUUAGUCGGAAUAUUUGCAUUCGCAACGAUUGGAAAUAUCGCGCAGGAACAGAAUAUGUCUGUGGAGGCUGUCCUGACGGAUGGUCCCGGUCUCGUAUUCGUCGUGUAUCCCCAGGCAAUGGCGAAAAUGCCCGCGUCACAAUUGUGGGCUGUGUUAUUCUUCUUCAUGCUCGUUUGCCUCUCGUUGAACAGCCAAUUUGCUAUUGUCGAGGUUGUGGUAACGUCCAUUCAGGAUGGCUUUCCAAACUGGGUGAAGAGUAAUCUUCUCUGUCACGAAAUGCUUGUUCUCAUUAUAUGCACAGUGUCAUUUUUGUUUGGUCUUCCAAACGUAUCGCAGGGAGGAAUAUUUUUUUUCCAACUGAUAGAUCACUACGCGGCAUCAAUCUCGAUAAUGUUCCUGGCGUUUUUCGAAGUAAUAGCCAUAUCCUGGUUUUACGGUGUUCGAAGGCUAUCAAAUAACGUCAAAGAAAUGACUGGACGAAUGCCGUCCCUGUAUUUCAGAUUCUGCUGGCUCAUCGCAGCUCCUCUACUCAUAAUGGCAGUGUGGGUGUUCAGUCUGAUCGAUUACGAGCCACCUACGUACGGAAAUGGAGCGUAUAUGUAUCCCCUGUGGGCAGAAGCACUUGGUUGGGGUAUAGCAUCGCUAUCUCUAAUUUGCAUUCCAGCAUUCGCUGUCUACGUUCUUAUACGAUCGGAUGGAAUUAAUUUUACCGAGAAACUUCGUAAUGCAGUUAGGCCUCACUUCGAGGCUUGCAAGCUCUGCGGUGAGGAAUACUGUACGGAUCCACUCCACAGUACCGAUGACGAGGUGUUAAAAGAGCCCCUCCACGAGCUAAACAGUCUGAUUCACCCGAAUCAAGUAAAUUUCAUCCCCGUAAAGCCCCAGCUGUAGUUCCCCGAUAAUUUUGAAUAAAAAAAUUUCAUCCCUUAA